AUGAGCUCGGCCGUACGAGACCCGCUCGAGGGCGACAUCCCGUACGUCGACGGGGAGCAGAUCGAGGAAGACGAGGAGGAGGAAGAGGAGGAUGUGCCCAUUGGCGCGUACGAGGAUGAGAUCUAUGAAUCAGAAUCGCCCUCGGAAAGUGGCACAGAGUCUCUCACCUGGAUCUCGUGGUUCUGCUCCCUGCCGGGUCACGAAUACUUUGCCGAGGUAGGCGAAGACUUUAUCGAAGACGACUUCAACCUUACGGGACUCAACGCGCUCGUUCCGUUCUACAAAGAAGCCCUGGAAAUGAUCCUCGAUGUGGAACCACCUGAGGAGGACUCACUCAAGAUCCCGGACGUCUCGAUCGUCGAAUCGUCCGCCGAACUGCUCUACGGGCUGAUCCACCAACGAUACAUCCUGACGCGACACGGGAUGCAGCAGAUGGUGGAAAAGUACGAGGCGGGUCAUUUCGGCUACUGUCCUCGCGUCUUUUGCCAUUCUCACCCGGUCCUCCCUUGUGGGCGAAGCGAUCUACCUGGCUUGGACACGGUGAAACUCUUCUGCCCCAAUUGCGUGGACAACUACAGUCCGCCAAGCAGUCGCUUUCACGGCGUAGACGGCGCGUUUUUUGGUACCACCUUCCCCCAUCUCCUCUACCAAUGCUACCGGGAUCUUUUCCCAUCCAUCAUCGCACCCAAACCAACAUCCGACGUCGGUGACCACCAGAUCACUCUUGGCCCCCAACCCACCCCCAGCACCACAGAAGAGACAGCAACACCAGCAGAGCCAGAGGUGCACAGAACAAUCCACCCCGACCAACUCGGCAAACGCGUCCCCUACAGCAGAAUCUACACCCCCAAGAUUUAUGGGUUUAAGGUCAGCGAGUACGCCAAAACAGGCCCGAGGAUGAAGUGGAUGCGCAUGCGACCUACCGCUCUUGACCAGUUGGAUCGCGUUUGA
Molecule: messenger RNA, 951 nt
Organism: Kalmanozyma brasiliensis GHG001
Lineage: Eukaryota; Fungi; Basidiomycota; Ustilaginomycetes; Ustilaginales
Product: Casein kinase II, regulatory subunit
Exons: 2
Coding region: 1-951 (316 amino acids)
Cellular component (GO): cytoplasm; protein kinase CK2 complex
Molecular function (GO): protein kinase regulator activity
Source: RefSeq, a predicted model, not a curated record